CACCACCAUGCGCGUCUCGACUGCUUCGAUCCUCGCCGUGCUCGCGUCGACGGCGACCGCCAAGAUGGCCAACCACCAGUGCGUCGACGUCUACCGCGGUGCGCGCUACUGCUUUGAGGCCGACGGCGUUGUCUGCGGCGCGUCCGAAGGCGCUUGCCCCAAGGCCGGCGCGAAGGCCGGCGCCCGCUGCCUCGACUUCCUCGAGAGCUACAACGGCGACUCGUGCGUGCUCCCGCGCGACACGGUCUGCGAGCAGAUGGACAACAAGUGGCGCUGUGUCCUGCCCGGGAAGCCGUCCGAGCACUCGCACGGCUACGUCACGGCGCCCGGCACGCAGCCCGCCAAGACGGAGAUGGCGCAGCCCCGCCACGGCGGCCUCGGCUCGCCCAAGACCCACAAUCCCAAGACGCCGGCUCCCACGACCGAAGACAUUGAGGACGACGGCAGUGACUCGACCGACGGCAGCGACUCGACCGACGGCAGCGACUCGACCGACGGCAGCGACUCGACCGACGGCAGCGACUCGGCCGACGGCAGCGACUCGAACAGUGGCAAUGAUUCCGACGAUGGCAGCGACGAGAACGCAACCACAAAGCCUCUUGGUGACAGCGCCAACACCAACCCGAACGACACGGGCGGCAUCGACGACACGAUGGCGUCGGUCCUCGGCAACCCUGUGACGCAGGCGCCGACCAACUACACGCUCGGCGACGCCGCGACGACCACCGAGAGUGUCCACUCGGUCUCGAACCAAGCCGAGAGCGGCGCGACGGGUGUCCACGAGGCGCCGUCGCAGGGCAUGGUCGCGGUCUACGCCGUCGGCGGUAUCGCGUGCGUGGCCGCGGCCAUGUUCGCCGUGCACAAGCGCCGGGCGACGUUGAAGGCCAAGGCCGACGACGAGUGCCUCGUGACGCCGGCCGUGCCGCACCCGGACAUUCUGCCCAAGGAGGGCUCGACGACGCCGACGCUCAUGGCCUCGACCGAGAAGAUCAAGGUCACCAACGUCUAA
Messenger RNA from Saprolegnia parasitica CBS 223.65, 1009 nucleotides. RefSeq lists its product as hypothetical. The record is from RefSeq and is a predicted model, not a curated record. Lineage: Eukaryota; Oomycota; Saprolegniomycetes; Saprolegniales; Saprolegniaceae. The transcript has a single exon. Bases 8 to 1009 code for a protein of 333 amino acids.